Molecule: messenger RNA, 1835 nt
Organism: Striga asiatica
Lineage: Eukaryota; Viridiplantae; Streptophyta; Magnoliopsida; Lamiales; Orobanchaceae
Source: the annotation of a GenBank genome assembly
CAACCAAUCAUCUUCAAGCGAUAGGCCUAGUUAAUGACCCAGCCGACUUCAUUUUCAUUUUCUUUUUUCACACCUAACACCUUCUAGCAACUUCAAGCCAACACGGCUCCAUUUAUCAUUUCUUCUUAUCCUCAUUUUCUUACCACCGCCGGUUACCGUUGACCGCCGCGACAGCCUCUCUAUCGCCGAUUAUUCGGAAGUAAGCCGAAAGAUCUUCGAAGAUGAAAAUUUUUGUGAAGACACUCAAGGGCAAGCACUUCGAAAUUGAAGUGAAAACCGUGGAUACGGUUGCAGAGGUAAAGAAAACUAUAGAAAGCGCACAAGGAGCAGAUGUAUAUCCUGCUGCACUACAGAUGCUUAUUCAUCAGGGAAAAGUUCUUAAAGAUAGCACUACACUGGAAGAAAAUAAAGUUGCUGAAGGCAGUUUUGUUGUUGUUAUGCUGAGCAAGAAUAAGGGACCCACAGGUGAAGGAUCAACAACAUCAAAUGCACCUGCUGUAAAGGCACCACCAACAAGUGCGCCACCUACUUCAACAUCAGUGCCUGCACCUUCUCAACCUCACGCAAUAGCGGCUGCUCCAGCUCCAGCCCCAGCUCCUGCUCCUGCUGCGGCUCCGGCCCCGGCUGCUAGUGAUGUUUCUGAAGUUUAUGGCCAAGCCGCAUCUAAUCUAGUUGCUGGUAGCAACCUUGAAGGGACGAUACAACAGAUUCUUGAUAUGGGUGGGGGAACUUGGGACAGAGACACUGUUCUCCGUGCCCUUCGUGCUGCUUUCAAUAAUCCAGAGAGGGCUGUCGAAUAUUUAUACUCUGGGAUCCCUGAAUCAGCUGAAGUUCCACCUGCUGGGCAGGCUGCUAGUGUGCCUGUUCAGUCUCAGCAAACAGCUCAACCAGCACCCCCAUCUGCAGCUGGUCCAAAUGCUAACCCACUGAAUCUUUUCCCUCAGGGCUUUCCAAACAUGGGGCCGAAUGCUGGUGCUGCAAAUACCCUCGAUUUUCUGCGCAAUAGUCCUCAGUUCCAAGCCCUGAGAGCAAUGGUGCAGGCCAACCCGCAGAUCUUGCAGCCCAUGCUUCAAGAAUUAGGUAAGCAGAAUCCUCAGCUAGUGAGACUGAUCCAAGACCACCAAGCUGACUUUCUUCGACUCAUCAAUGAGCCCGUUGAAGGUGGAGAAGGUAUCGCUAACAUGUUGGGGCAACUCGGAGAUGCAAUGCCACAAGCUGUUACAGUUACAGCUGAGGAACGUGAAGCUAUAGAGAGGCUCGAAGCAAUGGGAUUCGACCGUGAGCUGGUGCUUCAGGUUUUCUUUGCGUGCAACAAAAAUGAGGAGUUAGCUGCUAACUACCUACUGGAUCACAUGCAUGAGUUUGAAGACUGAUUAUAUGAGGAAAAAUGAAUCGGAUGCAUUUAGCUGUUUGCGAGAACUCUUGUGUCCCAUCUUAUUUUCGCUCUUGACCUUCUUUAUGGGCAUUUGGUGAACCUUUUUUUACUUUGGCCUCCUUUUCUUGGGUUUCAAUGGGGUUGAAGAAUGCACGACUGUACUUGUUACUAUAAGUGUAAUUAAUGUUUGACGUGCUUGUGAAUUCGCGUAUUUUUUGGAGGUAUAUUAUAUUCUUGCCUUUUUCCGACUGCUCCAUUGAUUUGCCUUUUUUGGAGAGCUCUCAAAACUGGAAGGUUUGAUCAGUGCCCUCACCAGCUUUUUAAUCGUUGGAUGGAUAUGUGUUAAUUCAACUAUAAAAAACUCUUGCGAGACUCUAGUGAGAGCAAGUACGAAUUUCAUUUUAAGAGAAAAAUAUUAUUAUUUGGUCAUUUUUUAAAUAGAUUUGGUCCCUUUUUUUUU